This is a messenger RNA of Plasmodium coatneyi, 2064 nucleotides long. RefSeq lists its product as uncharacterized. Bases 1 to 2064 code for a protein of 687 amino acids. The record is from RefSeq and is a predicted model, not a curated record. NCBI's taxonomy places the organism in Eukaryota, Apicomplexa, Aconoidasida, Haemosporida, Plasmodiidae. The transcript has a single exon.
AUGAGCCAUCGGGAUUGUGCCCUGCUAGCCAAGUACCAGAAAGGGGAAGAGGACAACGGGUUUGUCAGGACGCAUUAUUUCAAAAAGGUCGAGGGGAAAACUUUGGAUAAAAAUUUAGUGAGUCUUGAAAAAAUGUUCCUUCCAGAUGAUAUAUUUCUGGACGUGUAUAUAAAUGAAAAGGAAAGAAAUAACUUCGAUUUUUAUUUAAACAAUUUAAUGGACGAAAAGAGGAGGACAACGGACUUCCUAAGCAGCUGGACACACAUCGAGGUCAGCAACAUUUACAACUACAUCCUUUAUAACAACGCUUCCUGUAGUAACGUGAUGGAUGAUAAGAAGGGACACCUGGUGUUGAAACUCAAGUAUACAAACGAAAAUAAAACGAUCACUUCCUACUUUAAGGUCCACUGCCGAAAUGUGAAGUGGGAAAGUGAGAAAAAGGUCUGGCACAUUCCUCUAUUUUACAUCUACGAGAUGACAAAGCUGACCAUUUUUCUGGGCGGCACGGUCAGUGACACAGUUUUGUACUACCUGUGCAAGUUGUUUAGCCACUUCGCCUCUGCGAGGGAGGCAGGAGGGCAAACCACCAAGCAGCCACUUAACAAACCGAUCAAUGAACCGCCCAACGAAACGAACGUGGGGGAGACGGGCAGGGAAGGCCCAUCCACCCCCAGUGCAAAUCAGACAGCGAAUGUGGCCAACCAAGCCAACCCAGCCAACCCAGCCAACCCAGCCAACCCAGCCAACCCGGCCAACCAGUACGACGUGGCCCUCUUCUCUCGCAAGGACAAGCGCGGAUUCGUCGAACACGUCUCGAAGAGCACCAUGUUCGCCAUGCAACACAUAAUCGUGCACAACCCGGUGAGGAGCGACUCGGUGCAAGUAAAAAUCGUACCAUACAAUGAGGAGGUGGUCCGCAAAAUGAAGGAGCUUAACCUCUUCCACUGGGACAAAACGGAAAACAUUUGGACGGUGAAGAAAACGAAUUUUAAAACAUUCCACACUAGUGUCAUCAAGGGGUUAGAUUAUAAGUUGUGCUCCUACUACGACUGUUACAAGUUUGCUAAGCAGCAGCUGGUGGUGGAGGGAGGCGCCUCCUUGGGGAGCACCUCCAUCGUCACUUUGGCUAGUUCCAAAAAGGGCGACACCAAAAUUAGUUCGUUAAAAAGAAAGAGGAAACUACCAACCAGCGAAAUAAAGAAGACAAAGCAAAAUUGCAAUUUGAACAUUUGCUACGAAAGUACGGACUCGUCCUACUCAGACGAACUGUCGCACAACGUGGAUGCAAGUUACUACGAAGGAAGGGAACAAGUGAAUAAAAUAAAACUCAUCGGAGCGGCAAACAACUACUACAGAGAUAUCAUCUACAACAAACUGAACAAACUCAAACAUUUGAAACCUCCAAAUUAUACCUAUGACCCAAAGGGACUAAUAACGAAAAAUGGUGCAGGAACAAAAGGAAUCGAAAUUUACGACAUGCCAAGUGACAUAAACGAAUGGAACAAAAUAAGUUUUUGUAUCGUCCCCGAUGAGAAGGAACACGUCGAUUUAUAUGACCCCAAAAUUUUGUGUAGCCUCGUUAGCGAUGUGUACAUGCUGAAGGAAAAAGCAAUUGACCUCAUUUUGAAGAAAUUUCAAAGGUGGCCAGAGUACACCGACGUCUACUGGAACAACAUUUGCACUGAAAAUGAAUUCAUCGUAAGAAACAAAAAUUUCAACACCAGACAAAAGCUAGCGCACGAUAGACUGUUCAGCAAACAAUUUUUCUACAUAUUCAACAUUGGGAGUGUGAAACAGUCCAAUUAUUACGAUGCGCUAUUUUUGUGUAAAGCUUUAAUAACUCUUGGCGAAGGGAAGAUUGUGAAGGACCCCCUUGAUGCCGAGUAUAUUGUCAUUGCCAACUGCAACGAUCCGAAUGCCGUCGACUUUUACAACUCGCUGCAGGGCAAGCAGAAAAAGAAGAAGCUCCCCUUGUUCGUCACCCCCACCUUUAUAUACGACUGCAUUUUGAACUACUCCGUGUCUUACCCCUCCAAGAACAAGAGCCACUUUUCCUUCCCCUGA